Coregonus sp. 'balchen' is the source of this 16586-nucleotide messenger RNA. The record is from the annotation of a GenBank genome assembly. NCBI's taxonomy places the organism in Eukaryota, Metazoa, Chordata, Actinopteri, Salmoniformes, Salmonidae.
AGACAGAGAGACAGGGAGAGAGAUAGCUAGCUAGAUACACUGUAGGUAGGCUGCGGCAAGGGGCAUUUUGUUGUCUACAUUCUUAAACAUUUUUUGCUCACUUUUCUAAAUUAGACACUGAAGGAUUUUCAUGAUCAGUUACUAGACCUCGGUACCUCUGCCGGGAACGGGAUCAGUUUGACAUGUCACUGAUACUGACUGUGUUGGACAAGCUGACGUACUUCUUGUCUUUAAUUGCGUUUUGCGUCAGUGUAUCUCAUGGCUGGUUGAAACGAGGCUAGAUCAUUCCUUUAAUCUUAGUUUGGGCCUGAGAAUGAAAUGGUGUCAGCGUUUUCAAUGGACUAUUGCUUAUUUCUGAGUUUAAACCAUUAUUUGGAGAUGUUUUCCAGUGUGAGUUAAUUAGGAUGCUUUUAUCCACAGACGUUGGAUAUCUAGCGCCUCUGUGUAAGUCUGUGUUGGGCGUCCAUUUGAUAGUAGAGCUGAAAGGGUUUUAUUUGUGUGAUUUCUAUCAGUAUUAUAUGAAAAUAUAUAGUAUAUUGUUCGUAUCAACUCAGAUUGGUAGACUUGUCUUGAGACAAACUAUCUGCAGUUUGAGCUCUGUAUAAUAUUAAUACAAUGGUGUUAAUUACACAGAAGUAAUUCAUCCCUGAGAUGAGUGUUUAAGUAUUAUCUGAGAUCAGUUUUCUACUCAUUGGCAUUAAAGUAAAAGAAUAAAGGGGUAACACUUUCUAUGAAGUACAGUGUUAUGACACUGACUAUAAGUAUCCAUAGUAACUCUUAAGCGUUUAUAAAACAUACUGUGUGAUUCUUCCUUCUAUGUACAGGUGUGACCGGAGACAGUGAGCCACCUGUGACAGAUCAACACCAUGUUACUACAGCGGAUGCUGAAGCCGCAGCAUGUGCUUGUGCUGGUGCUGUGUGUGUCAGCCAGCGAAGACUUUGACUGGACCAAGAGUGAACGCGGAUCAUUCUACUAUGGCACUUUCCCAACUGGUAGGCUACUGUACAAGGAGAAAUGCAGAAGUGACCGAAAUCAUGUUAAAAAGGUCUAUAACUAACAGCAAAACAUAUUUAUACAACUAGAAAUAAGAUCUGCAGAAUGAGAAUUACAGAAAUUAAGGAGAGAGAGAGAGAGAGAGACAGAGAGAGAGAAACAUGUAAUUUAUCUUCUCACAGGAAUGAAGAGUUGUUGCUAACCUCUUGUGACGAGUACUGAGUAUACGAAGAGGCAGGACGCAGACGCAGGAAUUAACAAGGUCAAGGUUUACUUAACAAUGACAAAGAGAAAUAACAAAGAUAGCGUAAACGACACGAAGCUAAACAAUCACACACAACAUCUUCCAGAACAGUCCAGGGCUAAAUAGGGGUGGUGAUGAGAUGAUGAGGUGCAGGUGCGCUGGAGGUGAUUAGGGUGCGUUGGGUUUCCAUUCCGGUGUUGCCGAGGUGGUGCGCUCAGACCGGUGGCUCAGUAGACCGGCGAAUCAGAGCGCCGGAGGGGAGCCCCCCCCCCCCCCCCGGACGCGCGGCUCCAGCCUCUGGACGUUGCCGGCCAGGAGGACGACCCUGAGGACGAGGAGUGGGCCGGUCAGGGCGACGACGGUGGAAGUCCCGAAUUAGGUUGGGGUCCAGAACGUCCCCAGCCGGAACCCAGCUCCUCUCCUUAGGACCAUACCCCUCCCAGUCCACCAGGUAAUGGAGCCGUCCCCCACGGAACCUGGAGUCCAGCAGGUCCCUCACCACAUACGCCGGACUCCCGUCAGUGUCCAGGGGCGGAGGAGGCGUACCCCGGGGGACGGCAUCCACCAGAGGACCAAGAACCACCGGCCUGAGGAGAGACACAUGAAAAGUGGCUGAGACACAGUAGUGAGGGGGAAGGAGCAGCUGGUAUGAUACCUAAUUUAUCCGCCGGAGGACCUUAAACGGCCCCACAAACCGGGGGCUCGGUUUCUUGCAGGGCAGGCGGAGAGGGAGGUUUUUUGUGGACAGCCAGAUACGAUCCCCAGGCUGGAAUACAGGGGCCUCACUGCGGUGGCGGUCGGCUUCCCAGCUAACAAGGAACGUAACUGAGACAUUUGUAACAUUCCCCUUACGUCUUCCAGAGGUACUGAAUGUCAUGGCCCGUUUGGGACAUUAUAGGCAAAUUCAUAACGUUUCUAAUACGUAUUUUAGAGGUUAUAAAUAUCAGGUCGCUAUACAGACAUCAUGGGAACAUAAAAAAAUGUCCUUGGUAGUCCAUGAAAGGUUCUGAAUAUCAUGUUAUUUUGGAGAUAUCCUAGGAACAUUUCAUAACGUUACAUUUAGAGCUAUGGUUUGUCUUCAUAUAACGUUACAAUCGGAAUGAUAGAAAUACAUUUUGGAACAUCGUCUGUAAGUUUCACAAUAACGUUAUCAUGACUUAUGUGGGGACUAAAAUAACUUUGUGGUCACGUCCUGGAACGUAAUUUUGUUAGCUGGGUUGGUCCUUCUGCCGACGAAUGGCCCACUGGAGAUGGACAUGGGCGGCGUCCCAGACCUGUCCGGCCCUGUGGAACCACUCGUCGACAGCGGUCGCAUCGAUCUGGCUGGGUGUCCAAGGGGCCAGGGCCGGCUGGUACCCCAGGACGCACUGGAAGGGAGUGAGCCCUGUGGAGGAGUGAACGAGGGAGUUCUGGGCAUAUUCUGCCCAGGGAAGAAACCUUUCCCACUCACCCUGCCGGUCCUGAUAGUGGCAAUGAAGAAACCUCCCCAGCUCCUGGUUCAUGAGCUCCACCUGCCCAUUCGACUGAGGCCUAUACCCAGAAGUGAGGCUGGCCGUGGCCCGAUCUUCUCCAGGAAAGCCUUCCACGCUCGGGAGGUGAAUUGGGGGCCACGGUCCGAGACGAUGUCCUCCGGAAGUCCAUAAUGCCGGAAGACCUGUUGGAACAGGACCUCAGCGACCUGGAGAGCAGAAGGAAGACCAGUUAGUGGCAAAAAACGGCAUGAUUUGGAGAACCAAUCUACGACCACCAGGACUGUGGUGAAGCUGUCAGAACGUGGAAGGUCGGUGACAAAGUCUAUGGACAGGUGUGACCAAGGUCGCUGAGGCACUGGGAGAGGAACUAGUUUGCCUGCCGGGGUGUUCGAGGUGUCUUCGUUUGGGCACAUACGGAACAGGAGUUGACAUAGCGGGAGACAUCAGAAGCCAAGGUGGGCCACCAGUAUUUUUGGGCUAGAGAAUGUGCGUAAUACUAGAGUGCCCUGCCGUAAGGGUAGUGUGCGCCCAGAUCAGCAGGUGGUCACGGACACUGGUGGGUACAUACACAUGCCCCGCAGGGGCGUUGGCAGGCGCUGGGUCCUCCUGAGCCGCCAGGCGGAUGUCUUCGUCCACAUCCCAAAUGACAGGUGCAACGAUGAGAGACGAGGGCAGGAUAGGACCCCCCAGAUCCUUCCUUUCUCCGGUAUGGUGCAUCCUGGAGAGUGCGUCGGCCUUCACAUUCUGGGAUCCUGGGCGGUAGGACAGAAUGAAUUGGAAGCAAGUGAGAAAUUGGGCCCACCUGGCUUGACGAGAGUUCAUCCGUUUCGCUGCCCGUAUGUGCUCCAAAUUCCGGUGGUCAGUAAGAAUCCGGAAUGGAUGGACUGCGCCCUCCAGCCAGUGUCUCCAUUCCUCCAGAGCGAGGACCACCACCAACAGCUCCCUGUACCAACUCCAUAGUUCCUCUCUGCGGGGGUAAGCUUUUUAGAGAAAAAGGCACAGGGAUACAUUUUCUCUGGCUUACCAUGCCGCUGGGAGAGGACCGCACCCACACCCUCCUCCGAUGCGUCCACCUCCAGGAUGAAAGGACGAGAAGGAUCUGGGUGUUUUAGGAUGGGCGCUGUGUUGAACCUCUCCUUCAUCCUCUUGAAGGCAGCGUCAGCCUCAGGAUUCCAGGGCAGCUUCUGAGGCCCACCCUUAAGGAGAGAGGUGAGCAGGGCGGCUAUGGAGCUGAAGGACCUGAUUAAAUGCCGGUAGAAAUUAACGAAGCCUAGGAAGCUCUGUAGGCCCUUGAUGGUGGUGGGAACUGGCCAUGAGCUGAUGGCGUCCGUCUUCACUCCUUCCAUGAACACCCCCUGAGGACUGAUCCGGUAUCCCAGGAAGGAGAUGGCCUGUUGGUGGAAUUUCUCCCCCUUCACCAACAGGCUGUGUUCCUGGAGGCGGAGUAGGAUAGCUCGAACGUCCCUGACGUGCUCCUCGAAUGUAGCCGAGUAGAUCAGGAUAUCGUCGAUGUACACCACCACCUGUCUACUCAGCAUGUCCCGGAACACGUCAUUGACGAAGGACUGGAACACAAAAGGUGUGUUGGCUAGGCCGUAGGGCAUGACGCGGUAUUCAUAGUGGCCUGAGGUAGUGCUGAAUGCCGUCUUCCACUCGUCUCCUUCCCGGAUUCGGAUCAGGUUGUAGGCACUCCUCAGGUCCAACUUGGUAAAGUACCGGGCCCCUCGUAGCUGCUCGAUGGCCAACGGAACCAGAUUGGAGGGGGUACCGGUACUUGGUGGUGACUGCGUUCAGCCCCCUGUAGUCAAUGCAUGGUCUCAGUCCUCCGAGGUAGAGCGUCUGAUGAACCUCUGUUUCAGGGUCUCCGCCACAUACUUCUCCAUGGCCUCAGUCUCCGCCAUGGAAAGGGGGUAAAUGCGACUCUUUGGGGGGUGUUGUCCCUCCAGCAGGUCAAUGGUGCAGUCCCAGGGCCUGUGAGGAGGGAGACACCUAGCCUUUAAUGAAGAGAAGACAUCAGAGAGAUCUGCGUACUCAUGUGGAAUGUUGGGCUGGAGGGCGGACUCCGGACUCUCCACAGACGUGGAACAACAAACCACCGACAAGCAGGUCUUCCGGCAUGAGGUGGACCAGGCUGUGAUCCUCUUGGUGCUCCAAUUGAUGGUGGGGUUGUGUAGUCUGAGCCAGGGCAAUCCCAAGACGAUCCGGUGAAGGGGUGACGUGACGAUGUGGAAUGACAGCUCCUCGUGGUGCUCCGGUAGUGUGGGAAUGGUGAUGGUGAUGGGGAGAGUGACGUGCGUAAUGGUGCCUGAUCCAAGGGGUUUAUUGUCCAGUGAUGUGACGUGUAGAGGAGAUAGCAGUGGCACGGUGGGCAACCCCCAUUCAGAGACCAGCUCCCUAUCUAUAAGGUUCUCCGCUGAUCCGGAAUCUAUCAUAGCAGUAGAAGUGGAAGAGAAGGAAUAACCAGUCACCGUUAUGGGAACUAAAAACAAUUUUGUGAUAGGAGCUGACGUAACACUCACGGAGCGGCGACGGGAGUCAUACCGCCUAGAUAGGGAGCCGGCAGGAGAUCUGUGGUCCGUGGUGGUGUAGGGGGUGCUGCCCACCUCCAUGGGUGAUGACUCAGAAGCAGGGCGGCUUCCAUAGCUCAGAUGGGGUGAGCGACGAGGCUCUGGGAGGUGUUGGGAACGCCAUCUCUCUCUCAACAUGUCGUCUAGACGGAUGGCCGUGGUGAUGAGGGUAUCAAGGUCCAUCUCGUCGUCCCGACAUGCGAGUUCCAUCUUGAUGUCCUCCCGUAAGCCUCUCCUGAAGGCCGUGCGCAGAGCACGCUCAUUCCAGCCGGAAGACGCCGCCACUGUGCGAAAGCUCAGAGCGUACUCGGACGCGGGCCCCUCUCUCUGUUGUAGAUGGAGGAGACGCUCACCCCCGUCCUUUCCCUCCGUGGGAUGAUCAAACACUACCCUGAACCGAGCGAGGAAGGUGGGAUAGGGAAGCGCCACUGCCUCCUCUCCUUCCCAAACUGCCGUGGCCCAAUCCAGCGCCUUUCCUUGAAGGAGCGAAAUCACCAGCGCUAUCCUGGCUUGGUCAGAUGUAUAUGCCCGAGGCUGACGCGCCAGAUAAAGUGAAACCUGUAGCAGGAAGCCACUACAUUUAGUAGUUUUACCGUCAUAGCGCUCCGGUAGGGCGAGGGUUCCCGCAGAAAUGGGUGAUAGCACGGGAACAGGUGGAUUUGGGGCACUCGCCGCACCCUGAGGUGGACCCGGAGCGCUGGGCAGAUUUAGCAGAGUUUGGAGCACUUCCUGCAUGGCGGCGUUCAACUGGGAAAGCUGCUGCUGGUGCUGGUCCAGGCACUGGGAAACUCCUGCUGCAUCCAUUUUCGUUUGGUGUGUGACUCUGUGACGAGUACUGAGUAUACGAAGAGGCAGGACGCAGACGCAGGAAUUAACAAGGUCAAGAUUUACUAAACAAUGAUAAAGAGAAAUAACAAAGAUAGAGUAAACGACACAAAGCUAAACAAUAACACACAACAUCUUCCAGAACAGUCCAGGGCUAAAUAGGGGUGGUGAUGAGAUGAUGAGGUGCAGGUGCGCUGGAGGUUGGGUUUCCAUUCCGGUGUUGCCGAGGUGGUGCACUCAGACCGGUGGCUCAGUAGACCGGCGAAUCAGAGCGCCGGAGGGGAGCCACAGGAGGAGACGUGACAACUCUAUAUCUCUCUGAAGGGUUUUCCUGGGGGGCUGGAGGCUCUGCGUACCAGACAGCUAACCUCUCUAUCUCUCUGAAGGGUUUUCCUGGGGGGCUGGGGGCUCUGCUUACCAGACAGCUAACCUCUCUAUCUCUCUGAAGGGUUUUCCUGGGGGGCUGGGGGCUCUGCUUACCAGACAGCUAACCUCUAUAUCUCUCUGAAGGGUUUUCCUGGGGUGCUGGGGGCUCUGCGUACCAGACAGUUAACCUCUAUAUCUCUCUGAAGGGUUUUCCUGGGGGGCUGGGGGCUCUGCUUACCAGACAGCUACCCUCUAUAUCUCUCUGAAGGGUUUUCCUGGGGGGCUGGGGGCUGGGGGCUGGGGACUCUGUGUACCAGACAGCUAACCUCUAUAUCUCUCUGCAGGGUUUUCCUGGGGUGCUGGAGGCUCUGCGUACCAGACAGAGGGAGCCUGGGACAAGGAUGGCAAGGGGAUGAGCAUCUGGGACGUGUUCGCCCACAAGAAGGGAAAAAUCUUCCUCAACGACACCGGAGACCACUCCUGCGAAGGAUACUACAAAUUCAAGGUGAAUAGACUGCAUGGACAGUAGACAGACUAUCCCUGUAUAGUAAAAAGUGGUCAAAAGUAGUGCACUGCAAAGGAAAUAGGGUGCCAUUUGAUAUUUGAACCAUAUGGCUCCGUCUCAAUUGACACUUUGACAUGACAUUGUCAAUAUCUUCUAGGAUGACAUCACCUUGAUGAAGGACAUGAAGUUUAACCACUAUCGUUUCUCCAUCUCCUGGCCAAGGAUCUUUCCCAACGGAAUCAAAAGUAAAUGCUUCAUACUUCAUAAUCCAGAUUCUCCACUGAACAUACUUCAUAGUCCAGAUUAUCCACUGAACAUACUUCAUAGUCCAGAUUCUCCACUGAACAUAUUUCAUAGUCCAGAUUCUCCACUGAACAUACUUCAUAGUCCAGAUUCUCCACUUUGUCCAGGACAAAGCUUCAUAAUGUUUUUCGUGAAUGUUAUACGUAAUGGAAAUGUCUUUUUUUUCUCUCCAGCUGACCACAUCAAUGAGAAGGGGAUAAAAUACUAUGAUGACCUGAUCAACAUGCUCCUGGACAAUAACAUCACACCAAUAGUCACCCUGUACCACUGGGAUCUGCCACAGGUGGGCACUGAAUGACUGGGUACUGACUGACUGAUUGGGUACUGAUUGACUGACUGGGUACUGAUUGACUGACUGGGUACUGACUGACUGGGUACUGACUAACUGGGUAGUGACUGAAUGAUUGGGUACUGAUUGACUGACUGGGUACUCAAUGACUGGGUAGUGACUGGGUACUGACUGACUGAAUGGGUACUGACUGACUGGGUACUGACUGACUGGGUAGUGACUGACUGAAUGGGUACUGACUGACUGGGUACUGACUGACUGACUGGGUACUGACUGACUGACUGGGUACUGACUGACUGGGUACUGACUGACUGACUGUGUACUGACUGGGUACUGACUUGACUGGGUACUGACUGACUGACUGGGUACUGAUUGACUGCCUGGGUACUGACUGACUGGGUACUGACUGAUUUGGUACUGACUGACUGACUGCGUACUGACUGACUGACUGAGUACUGACUGACUGAUUGAGUAUUGAUUAACUGGGUACUGACUGACUGGGUACUGACUGACUGAUUGGGUACUGAUUGACUGGGUAGUGACUGACUGGGUACUUACUGACUGGGUACUGACUGACUGGGUACUGACUGACUGGGUACUGACUUACUGAUUGGGAACUGACUGACUGAUUCGAUACUAAUUGACUGGGUACUGACUGACUGGGUACUGAUUGACUGGGUACUGAUUGACUGACUGGGUACUAACUAACUGGGUACUGACUGACUGACUAGGUUCUGACUGACUGGGUACUGACUGACUAGGUACUGACUGACUGAGAACUGACUGACUGUAUGCUAACCAGUAGUGAAUCGCUAUUAGCUUGCUGAGCUAGCACAUACAAAGCUACACUUCAAUGCAAAACAUGACACAUUUUUUUAAUCCAUAUAUUUACAGAAUCCAGAUUUAAAUAAUGUUGUCAGUAAUCUAACUCCAUAUAAAUCCCAAACGUAUGUGGACCCGACUGUACUGCAUUUGUAUCAGUGGCUUCAUUGAAAGAAGAAUGUGGAGGUGAAAAAUCUGUCGAUGUGCCCUUGAGCAAGGCACUUAACCCUAAUUGCUCCUGUAAGUCGCUCUGGAUAAGAGCGUCUGCUAAAUGACUAAAAUGUAAAUGUAAAUGUAUGGAGGGAUGUUUCCUGUUAUGAUGAUCCCAGAUGACUGGUCUACUACAACACAUUCCCUAUCCAUGGCAUGGUGUGACCUAUAGUAAUCUUCCUUCCCUGUUACCACCCAGGUCUGGUGUGACCUAUAGUAACCUUCCUUCCCUGUUACCACCCAGGUCUUGUGUGACCUAUAGUAAUCUUCCUUCCCUGUGACCACCCAGGUCUUGUGUGACCUAUAGUAACCUUCCUUCCCUGUUACCACCCAGGUCUUGUGUGACCUAUAGUAACCUUCCUUCCCUGUUACCACCCAGGUCUUGUGUGACCUAUAGUAACCUUCCUUCCCUGUUACCACCCAGGUCUUGUGUGACCUAUAGUAACCUUCCUUCCCUGUUACCACCCAGGUCUUGUGUGACCUAUAGUAACCUUCCUUCCCUGUUACCACCCAGGUCUUGUGUGACCUAUAGUAACCUUCCUUCCCUGUUACCACCCAGGUCUUAGAGGAGAAGUAUGGUGGAUGGCAGAACGUCAGCAUGGUGAACUAUUUCAACGACUUUGCCAACUUAUGCUUUGAGAGGUUUGGUGACAGAGUCAAAUACUGGAUGACCUUCAACAACCCAUGGGUAAGACAAUACAUUAUCCAUAACACAUGAUCCGUAAUACAUGAUCCAUAAUACAUUAUCUGAUGGACACACAUGCUGUGUUCCAAAUGGCACCCUAUUCCCUAUAUAGUGCACUAAUGUUUAACAGGGCCCAUAGGACUCUGAUCAAAAGUAGUGCACUAUAUAGGGAAUAGGGUGCCACUUGGGAGACACACAGUAUAUGAACCAUCCUCCUCCAGAAGAGUACUGCAGGUUAGCUUAACCAUGAACCAGAGCCAAAUACAUGUAUCAAAUACUUUCAAAUAGGCUAAAGUAUUUUAAAGUAUUUGACACAAUGUAUUUUGACUCAGGACUUCCAUAAACAUUAUAUUUGAUAAGUCUUAGUGUACAGUAAUGCAGUGUACUGUAUCUGUGUUUGUAGUUUUGUGCUGUGGAGGGCUAUGAGACUGUGUUUGUAGUUUAGUGCUGUGGAGGGCUAUGAGACUGUGUUUUGUAGUUUAGUGCUGUGGAGGGCUAUGAGACUGUGUUUGUAGUUUAGUGCUGUGGAGGGCUAUGAGACUGUGUUUGUAGUUUAGUGCUGUGGAGGGCUAUGAGACUGUGUUUGUAGUUUUGUGCUGUGGAGGGCUAUGAGACUGUGUUUUGUAGUUUUGUGCUGUGGAGGGCUAUGAGACUGUGUUUUGUAGUCUAGCGCUGUGGAGGGCUAUGAGAUUGUGUUUGUAGUUUAGUGCUGUGGAGGGCUAUGAGACUGUGUUUCUAGUUUAGUGCUGUGGAGGGCUAUGAGACUGUGUUUGUAGUCUAGCGCUGUGGAGGGCUAUGAGACUGUGUUUGUAGUUUAGCACUGUGGAGGGCUAUGAGACUGUGUUUUGUAGUCUAGCGCUGUGGAGGGCUAUGAGACUGUGUUUGUAGUUUAGCACUGUGGAGGGCUAUGAGACUGUGUUUUGUAGUCUAGCGCUGUGGAGGGCUAUGAGACUGGAGAACAUGCACCUGGACUGAAGCUGAGGGGCACUGGGGCCUACAAAGCUGCCCACCACAUUAUCAAGGUAAUCACUAGUUGUUUAUAAGAUCAUUAUAUUUCAUAUUGUCAGGAAUCUAAUUCCAUUUAUUGGCCUGCUGUACUGUCUGUCACCUGAUACAGAAUAAUAUAUUGUCUUCUUCUUCAUUUGAACAGGCACAUGCUAAGGUUUGGCACACUUAUGACACACAAUGGCGAAGCAAACAGAAAGGCUUGGUUGGGAUCUCGUUGUUGGCAGACUGGGGGGAGCCAGUGGACAUCACCAACCAGAGAGACAUCGAGGCAGCAGAGAGAUAUGUCCAGUUCUACAUGGGCUGGUUCGCUACACCCAUCUUCAAUGGGGACUACCCUCAGGUCAUGAAAGACUACAUAGGCAAGUAAUGUAUUGUCACAGCUUGGUGUUCCAUUUCCAGGAACAACCCACAGCGUUUAAAUGAAGCUAGCCUGCAAGCCUGAGGCUAGUACUGUUCAGACCAGGCUAGUAGAAAAUGUACCCAACUAGCCUGCUAGCCUGAGGCUAGCACUGUUCAGACCAGGCUAGUAGAAAAUCUACCCAACUAGCUCGCUAACCUGAGGCUAGUAGUGUUCAGACCAGGCUAGUAGAAAAUGUACCCAACUAGCCUGCUAGCCUGAGGCUAGUACUGUUCAGACCAGGCUAGUAGAAAAUGUACCCAACUAGCCUGCUAGCCUGAGGCUAGUACUGUUCAGACCAGGCUAGUAGAAAAUGUACCCAACUAGCCUGCUAGCCUGAGGCUAGUACUGUUCAGACCAGGCUAGUAGAAAAUCUACCCAACUAGCCCGCCGGCUGUCUUUUGAAAUAUCGAAUGGCACAGAUUAUAGACCCGGGAUAGUAAAAAUGGUGGUCUACACUCUGAAAGGGUUCUUCAGCUGUCCCCAUAGGAAAACCCUUUUUGGUUCCAUGUAGAACCCUCUGUGGAAAGGGUUUUACAUGGAACCCAAAAGGGUUCUUCAAAGGGUUCUCAUUUUACAUUUACAUUUUAGUCAUUUAGCAGACGCUCUUAUCCAGAGCGACCUACAGUUAGUGAAUACAUUUUUUUUUUAAUACUGGCCCCCCGUGGGAAUCAAACCCACAACCCUGGCGUUGCAAACGCCAUGCUCUAUCAACUGAGCUACAUCCCUGCCGGCCAUUCCCUCCCCUACCCUGGACCAAUUGUGCGCCGCCCAUGAGUCUCCCGGUCGCGGCCGGCGGCGACAGAGCCUGGAUUCGAAACAGGAUCUCUAGUGGCACAGUUAGCACUGCGAUGCAGUGCCUUAGACCACUGCGCCACUCAGGAGUUCUCCUAUGGGGACAGCCGAAGAACCAUUUUAGGUUCUAGAUAGCACCUUUUUUUUACUGAGUGUACUUGCCCGUGCCCAAAAUCAUUAAGUUCCAUCCCUGCUUAUAUGUAACAGGACAUAGAAACAUAUAUGUGUCACUGUCACACCUGCUGCCUCUCUCUCCACAGACAAGACGAGUGCCCAGCAGGGUCUGGGAAUCUCCCGUCUCCCUGUCUUCUCCUCCCAAUGUUAGGGUUAAGGGUUCGAGGUCAUAGUGUAAGCUGGUCUCUCUCUCUCUCUGGUCUCCAGGUAGGAAGAGUGCCCAGCAGGGUCUGGGAAUCUCCCGUCUCCCAGUCUUCUCUUCCCAGGAGAAGAGUUACAUCAAGGGCACCUGUGACUUCCUGGGUAUUGGCCACUUCACCACGCGCUAUAUCACCCAGAAGAACUACCCGUCUGGCCGCGGGAACAGCUACUUCACCGACCGCGACCUGGUCGAGCUGGUGGACCCUCGCUGGCCCGACCCCGGCUCUGAGUGGCUCUACUCUGUCCCCUGGGGAUUCAGACGCCUGCUCAACUUCGUCAAGGUAUAACACACAUGACUGUCCUACCAGCCAGACUUGGGUUAAAUACAUUAUGUAUUUGGUCAAAUACUGUAUGUUAACAACUUUCAACUACUUCCAGGUGGGUUUGGAGGUGUUCUUGAUUCAGUGUGAAGUUUGCACUUUAUUUGACUUAUGCUCCCUGUCUCCCUGUCUACUCCCCACCCUGUCUCCCUGUCUCCUCCCCACCCUGUCUCCUCCCCACCCUCUCCUCCCCACCCUGUCUUCCCCCCUGUCCUCCCACCCUCUCCUCCCACCUGUCUCCUCCCCACCUCCCCUGUCUCCUCCCACCCUGUCUCCCCUGUCUCCUCUCCUCCCCACCCUGUCUCCCUGUUCCUCCACCCUGUCUCCUCCCCACCCUCUCCUCCCACCUGUCUCCUUCCCCACCCUGUCUCCUCCCCCCCUGUUCCCAUCCUCCACACCCUGUCUCCUCCCCACCCUGUCUCCUCCCACCCUGUCUCGUCUCCUCCCCCACCCUGUCUCCUCCCCACCCUGUCUCCCUGUCUCCUCCCCACCCUGUCUCCCUGUCUCCUCCCCACCCUGUCAUCCCCCCCUCCCCCCACCCUGUUCUCCCCACCCUGUCACCUCCCACCCUGUCUCCUCCGUCUCCCACCUGUCUCCCUCUCCCACCCUGUCUCCUCCCCUGCUCCUUGUCACCCUGUCUCCCUGUCACCGCCUCCACACCCUGUCUCCCUGUUCACCCCUGUCUCCCUGUCUCCUCCCCUCCCUACCGUCACCCUUCCCCUGUCUCCUCCCCCCCUCCUCCUGUCCCCACCCUGUCUCCCUGUCUCCUCCCCUCCCUGUCACCCUGUCUCCCUGUCUCCUCCCCACCCUGCCUCCCUGUCACCCUGUCUCCCUGUCUCCUCCCCUCCCUGUCACCCUGUCUCCCUGUCUCCUCCCCACCCUGUCUCCCUGUCUCCCUGUCUCCUCCCCACCCUGUCUCCUCCCCACCCUGUCUCCCUGUCUCCCUGUCUCCUCCCUCCCUGUCACCCUGUCUCCCUGUCUCCUCCCCUCCCUGUCUUCCUGUCUCCCUGUCUCCUCCCCACCCUGUCACCCUGUCUCCCUGUCACCUCCACACCCUGUCUCCCUGUCACCCUGUCUUCCUGUCUCCCUGUCUCCUCCCCACCCUGUCUCCCUGUCUCCCUGUCUCCUCCCCACCCUGUCACCCUGUCUCCCUGUCUCCUCCCCACCCUGUCUCUCUACUAGACCCAGUAUGGGAACCCCAUGAUCUACGUGACAGAGAACGGGGUGUCAGAGAAGGUGCAGAGGUGCACAGACCUGUGUGAUGAUUGGAGGAUGCAGUACUUCAAGGAUUACAUCAAUGAGAUGCUGAAGGGUGAGGAACCUAUCUAUCAGAGGAAAUAACAUCCUCUUAAUAUUACCUUGAAGAAAGGUUUAGUACACUGUAGAGAAAAUAAUAGAAGAUUAUAGAGGUUUAGUAAAACGUGAAUUACUUGUUAUGAAUAAAAACAAUUUUAGUGAACUGGUAUCAUUUUAGGACAAAACAGGUGUUUUGAGUGUGUUUGAAGUUUCACUGUGUACUCAGUAGCCCCGUGUAGCUCAGUUGGUAGAGCAUGCCAGGGUUGUGGGUUCGAUUCCCACGGGGGGCCAGUAUGAAAAAAAAUAAUGUAUGCACUCACUAACUGUAAGUCGCUCUGGAUAAGAGCGUCUGCUAAAUGACUAAAGUAUAAAAAAAAUGUAAAAAAUGUACUCUAUUGAUACUGGGCAAAUUAAUUCCUAUAGCACCCUCUGUUGGUCUUUUCUCCACAUGACAGCCGUUAAGGACGGAGUGAAUGUGAAGGGCUACACAGCCUGGUCGCUGCUGGACAAGUUUGAGUGGGACGAAGGCUUCUCUGAGAGGUUUGGCCUGUUCUACGUGGACUUCCUCAACAAGAAUAAACCACGUUACCCAAAAGCCUCUGUUCAGUACUACAAACGCAUCAUCAGCUCCAAUGGAUUCCCCAACCAGAGAGAGGUACAGUCUGUCAGUCACAGACGCCUGUACACACCUGAUACAGGCCUAUUCUAUUUGGUUCAGAACCGUUGAAGUUUUCUUCAAAGUUUUCCUCUGUGCUGUUUUGUGACAGACCUUUUUUUUACAGGCUGUAUUAAUACAUAUUGAUUGAUUGGUUGGUUGAUUGAUUGGUUAGUUGGUUAAUUUAUUUUUAUGGUCUCUCUACAGGUGGAGAGCUGGAAAAGGAAAGCCACAGAGACAUGCUCCUCCAGUAACCAGCUGCUAGCUGCAGGUCAGUACAGUACAGUAGACUACACUACAACCCAACACCGCCAGAACCCAACACCGCCAGACCCCAACACCUCCAGAACCCAACACCGCCAGAAUCCAACACCGCCAGAAUCCAACACCGCCAGAACCCAACACCGCCAGAAUCCAACACCGCCAGAAUCCAACACUGCCAGAAUCCAACACCAGACCCACACGCCACACCCCAACACAGCCAAACCCCAACACCGCCAGACUCCAACACCGCCAGACCCCAACACCUCCAGAACCCAACACCGCCAGAAUCCAACACCGCCAGAAUCCAACACCGCCACAACCCAACACCGCCAGACCCCAACACCACCAACCCAACACCACUAGACCCCAACACCCCAGACCCCAACACCACCAACCCCAACACACCAGACCCAACACCACUAGACCCCAACACCACCCAGACCCCAACACCACUAGACCCCAACACCACCAACCCCAACACCCACCGGACCCCAACACCACCAGACCCCAACACCACCAGACCCCAACACCACCAGACCCCAACCACCACCAGACCCAACACCACUAGACCCCAACACCACCAGACCCCAACACCACUAGAUCCCAACACCACUAGACCCCAACACCCCCAGACCCCAACACCACUAGACCCCACCGCCAGACCCCAACACCACCAGAUCCAACACCACUAGACCCCAACACCACCGGACCCCAACACCACCAGACCCCAACACCACCAGACCCAACACCACUAGACCCCAACACCACCAGACCCCAACACCACUAGAUCCCAACACCACUAGACCCCAACACCCCCAGACCCCAACACCACUAGACCCCAACACCGCCAGAUCCCCAACACCACCAGAUCCAACACCACUAGACCCCAACACCACCAGACCCCAACACCACCAGACCCCAACACCACCAGAACCCAACACCCCCAGACCCCAACACCCCAACACCACUAGACCCCAACACCACCAGACCCCAACACCACCAGAACCCAACACCCCCAGACCCCAACACCCCAACACCACUAGACCCCAACACCACCAGACCUCAACAUAGCCAGACCCCAACACCACCAGACCCCAACAUAGCCAGACCCCAACACCACCAGACCCCAACACCACCAGACCCCAACAUAGCCAGACCCCAACACCGCCAGACCCCAACACCACCAGACCCAACACCACCAGCACCCAACACCAUCAGGCCCCUGGGUCAGUACAGUACAGUAGGCUACACCCCAACACCAUCGGACCCCUGGCUAAAAUACAUUAUGGCAAAGACUUUCCAAUACUUGAGCUGCGAUUGACUUGAUUUUGUAAGCCCCAGUACAACGGACUCAAUAGAAUAGUCCCAAAAACGGGAACUCCAGCCUAAAUCAAGCACAUACUUUCAACUUGAAAUGUUUAACUAUUUGAAAGUAUUUUACAUAAUGUAUGUCACUCAGCUCCAACAACUCCAGCAUGCAGGGACAUUGGGCUGAAUCUGGCUGCCAGGGCAAACAAAGGAACAUUCUGACUCUAAUUGGCACUUUUCAACAAAUAGUUGAACUACAAAUAGUUGAACUACAAAUAGUUGAACUACUACAAAAGUACAUGGGAAGACAUUCUCUAACAGGACUUUUCUUUGUUUGCCCCUCCAGCUAGAAGAAAGUCCCAGCAGGACAAUAAGGAACAGGAAGGGAUGCCAAAGGUUUGGCCAGUGCAUGAUGAAGUUUAGGUAGGCCUACUUAGGACUCAAUUAGUUAUUAUUUUUGAUUGACUGACUGGUGUGUAGCAGACCUGGAUGUGAAAUACAUUCACCAAAUAAUUUGCAAAUCAUUUAAAGUGUUGAAUUUUGAGGUGUGGUUGAUUUUAGCAUGGGGUUUGCACUUAGUGGACUAUUCGCUAUUUGCUGCUGAGUAAAUGUCAGCUAGUAGUGCAGAGUGGUGUAGUCAUCUAUGUGUUAUUAUAAACAUGUAUUUAGCCACUUUGCCUUCUGUUUGCCCUUUAGGGUGUAGGCCGGGUUACUGUUAGGGCUUUAUAAAUACAUUUAAUGGAUUUAUUGUGUUCAAAUGAUUAUUCCAGAUCCGUUGACGAGCCACAUGGAGAUGGUAACAGAGAUCGUGGUUCCUACAGUGUGUACUCUCUGUAUUCUCCUGGCUGCGGUCUUCCUCAUGUUCCUGCUGCGUGGACGCUUCUAG